Durio zibethinus is the source of this 1080-nucleotide messenger RNA. Lineage: Eukaryota; Viridiplantae; Streptophyta; Magnoliopsida; Malvales; Malvaceae. The record is from RefSeq and is a predicted model, not a curated record.
CGCAUUUGUAUGUUAUCAUCUUGAACCUUUUGCUUCCUUACCAGUUUGACGCUGCUGCCUUUUAAUUCUGUUUCUUGAUCUUUGUUGUGCAGGCACCCGAGCCAUCAUCUGGACCCCACAAGUCGAGGGAAUGCUUGCCACUUAUUCUCAUUCUAUGAAACAGAUUGAAGUAUGCUCUAACAUAUAGAGAAGUGAUUGCCAUUCUUAUGCACAGGCAUGUUAUGGUAGAUGGGAAGGUUAGGACAGAUAAGAACAUAUCCUGCUGGUUUCAUGAUGUUGUGUCAAUUCCCAAGACAAAUGAGGACAUCCAUCUCCUUUAUGACACAAAAAGUCGUUUCCUCCUUCAUGCCAUCACAGUUGAUGAGACCAAGUUUAAGCUAUGCAAAGUUAGGUCUGUCCAAUUUGGUCAGAAGGGUAUUCCAUACCUCGACACCUACGAUGGACGCACCAUCUGCUACCCAGAUCCUCUGAUCAAGGCUAAUGACACCAUCGAGCUUGACCUAGAGAUCAACAAAAUUGUUGAUUUCAUUAAGUUUGAUGACAGGAAUGUUGUCAUGGUCACCAGAGGAAGGAACAGGGGGCGUGUAGUAGUGAUCAAGAACCGGGAGAAGCAUAAGGGUAGCUUCGAGACUAUCCACAUUCAAGAUGCUGCUGGGCAUGAGUUUGCAACUCGUCUGGGCAAUGUAUUUACAAUUGGUAAAGGAACAAAGCCAUGGGUUUCACUUCCUAAGGGCAAGCCUAUCAAGUUGUCCAUCAUUGAGGAAGCCAGGAAGAGGAUUGCAGCCCAAGCUGCUGUCUAAAUUUUGAUGAUUGUUAUAUCUGGAGGUGGUUUUAUAUAUUUUUGUAAAAAUUAAAUUCUCCAUGACUCCAUCUCCUACGAUAAAAGGUUUUGUUUUUCCUGUCAUUUUCAUCGAAUUUGAUUGAAAGAUUGAUUUUUUAUUUUGUUUCAAGUAAAAAUAUAGUGAAUUUGCAUGUAUCUUUAUCUGGUUAUUGUAAAUUUAGAGUGAAGUUUAGUUGCCAUGAACAAAAUUUGUGCAUGAAUUGUUACUGACAUUGGAUUUUGCAGUUUUACUUAUCUGA